Molecule: messenger RNA, 2869 nt
Organism: Paramisgurnus dabryanus
Lineage: Eukaryota; Metazoa; Chordata; Actinopteri; Cypriniformes; Cobitidae
Source: RefSeq, a predicted model, not a curated record
ACCGACAGCGUCUAUGCUUUUUAUGGCCUCACCAGGCCCCGCCCAAAGCCACACCCCCUUUUGGUGUCUUUAGAUGAUAUUAACAGCACCAAGCGGCCGCCCAUUUCUACAUGGCAACGCAAUAAACCUGACCCGAACUAUGCGUACUCUACCAAGCACUUGCUUUACCAGCGUUCCUGCAAUGCUAAGAAAACCAACUCUCCUUCCGCCACCCUGCCCACCUCCCCUUCUGCUCGGGCAUUGCCGUUGGCCAGGGAGAAGGGCAAGAGUUGUGGGAGCGGGGUAGUGGGCAGCUGGUUGUUUCCACCUCGGCGUCUGAAGGGAAGGACGGCGGUUAGCGAACUCAACAUUACGUAUGUGGUGGAACGCAGCCUGUAUGGCCACCUGAAUUGGACCGGGUUGGUUAGGCCCGUCACGCUGAGCAAGGCCGACAGACGUUGGCUUCUGGAGGACGAAAAAGAAGCGAACCGGAAGUGGGCAUCCAGCAUGGAUCGUUGUACCAAGCGAGUCCUCCUGCGCAUCCAGCAGAAGUCUGUGAGUGUGCCAGGAGAGCAGAUGUGCAGUGCCCUCUGCUGCAUUGGAGGAACAGACCGCUGCAAAGCUGCAGAAUAGAAUUUCAGUAGGAUGUAGAUUAGAGACAAACCGAUCACCUGUUGUAUUGUAGACAAACAAAGAUUACUUAUGGCUUAUUGAAAGGUUAUGUCAAGGAGGAUUUUAUUGUUUAGUCAUGAUGGCAAUAAGUAUACUUUAUAAGGCAUCAAAAGAUUUUUAAAGUAGAAUCAAAUUGGGUUUUCAAAUCAUUUCAACUUAUUUUAAAUUUUGAGCAGUGACUAGUUGCUGUAACUCAAGGGAUUUUCAAACUUUUUUGUCAACCGAACACCCUACAUUAUUUGUUUGAAGGUUUUAAGCAAAUAUUAAACUUGUAAAGGCGGUUUUAUUGUACUUAAAAGUUAAUGCUACCUACACACCAAACAUGGGGGCAUCGCGUUACUCGCUCUAGAUUACUCGCUGAAUUGAACUUCGUGUCAUGCCAAUUUUUCGCUGGAGUUGAAUAUUUUUUUUGCUUGGGUGAAGACGCGUUUGAGGCAAAUAGCGUGUGUUUUGCGGCUAACGCGCCGCCCAUAUCACGUCAUUCGAAUCGCCCCACGUGAGGACGAGUCUGAUUGCGUCUUUGCAUUGACUUUGUAUGUAAUCUACUAGCGGGAAUCGCUGAACUCGCGUUUGGUGUAAACCCACAGUAAGGCAGCAAAAAAAAUCUUAGUGUACAGUAGGUAAACCUGGAUAGCCGAUCUGCCACGGGUUGCAUCUUGAAGUUGCUUUGAAUUUUUAAGUUUUUUUUAAAUUGUAAUUUUGAUUAUGACUAAAAUAAGGUCUGUAGUUUUUGUUGUUCAAACCAUAAAUUACGGUCAAACCUUAAAUGUGAAUUUUAAAGCUGUGCUUCAUCAUUAAAUUUUUAGCAACAUAAUGUAUAAUUCAUGUUAUAGAACAAAAUAUUUCUUAAAUUAAUAUUAUCACCGACCGUGUAUUACUCCUUAAAGGUGGAGUGCGCAAUAUCUGAAAAACGCUUUGGAAAAGAAAGUCGGGCCGAUUACCAAAACACACUUGUAGCCAAUCAGCAGUAAGAGGCGUGUCUUCUAACCAACAUUGUUGCCUGGGUUGCGUAUGUGUGUGGCGGCUGUAUCAAAAGAAGGUCCAGAUUUUAUUGGGGUAGGGGCGUGUUUGUGUAGGUGAUUAUAAAUAUCAACAUUGGCUUUCAGAGAUCAUGCACCACGCCUUUAAUCUAGACUUGCUUUUAAAAAAGAACAUAGGAAAUUCCUAAGGGAACUCAUGGUGCUUCUGGGUCUUAGUAACACAAACUGAAUAUUGGUCAAAGGUUCUGUUGAGAACACAGUGCCUAGACUUAUAAAAUAUAAGCUUUGAUAUCAUUUUUUUUAUCUUAAUCUCUGGGGCAGUUAUUAAAGCUAGAAAUGUCUGCUUGGGCUCUUUCAGCUCUACCUCUUUUUUCAGUACUAUACCCUGAGAUUACUACAGUAUAGAAUCAAAAAUUCAUAAUCCUUUAUGAAAAAGUUAUUAUAUCUCAGGUUCUGUCUUUUCUCAUUCCGAGCUCUUGUCAUGUAGUCAGUGAUGUGUGUCAGAGCAAAAAGAGAAUUUGUAUUCUUUGGAACAGAUAAAAAAGAUUUAUUUUUCAUGUAUAGGAUUCUUGUUGAAUUCAGAUUAGUAAUAAACUCAGUUAUGUGAUUCUAGUUAAAUUCAGAUUAGUAAUACAAUAGUAUGAAGUUCCUUCUGCAGCUUUGCAGAGUCUGCUGUCUGCGGAUCCUCGUCGUCAUUCAUAGUGAAUGUGAACAUGACCGUGAUCUUCAUCUGUAAAUUUUUUCAUUCAUUUUGGGUUGGAAAUGGAGGCUGGGCAUGAAUACUGAAUAGUAAUUUUGUGAUCAGUUUGUGUUUAUAUUAUUUGAUUUAAUCAUUCUUUGUUUCCAAGUGCAUGUUUUUUCCCAUGGAGUAUGCAACAGCUUUUCGUACUACAGUUGAUGUCAUUGGUUUAUUUUUUUAACUGGAUGAUUCAGAAACUGCUUGAAAAAGUCAUAAGAGAAAAAUGCAUUAAGAGAUCAACAAAUUAAUUGAAUGCAUUGCAUGUAUUUGAGCAAUACAAUUUUGUUUUAUUGAUGUCAAGGUUUUUUAAGAAUCCAUCAGUUUAUUUAAAUCAUAAUAAAUAUUGUUUGAAAGAUUUUAAUUUCUGUUGAAUAGAAAAUCAGAUCAUAUUCUCAGUUUAAAAUCUGUGCUUUUCAUUAUAAUUAGCAGCAUGAAUCAUUUAACCCUUUCAUGAAUCAGUUCUCUUAAAAUCUUUUUAAAUUCACACAGAAACUCUUUU